AUCUGUGAGUCCAUGCAAGUGGUUUGGAAUUUCAUGCAACAAUGAAGGAAGUGUAAUGGAGUUAAAUCUACCAGAGUCUGCCUUACAAGGUAAGCUUGAUAACUUGAGCUUCCCUUCCUUACCAAAUCUCCAACUUCUAAAUCUCAGCUUCAAUGAACUAGUUGGAACCAUACCUGCAGAUAUUGGUACCUGCUCCAAACUCACCCUCCUUGAUCUCUCUGCAAAUGGAUUCUCUGGUGUCAUACCUUCUUUAAGUAAUUUUAGUAAUAUAAACAUUCUAAAUCUUGGCGACAAUCAAAUUACUGGUCCAAUUCCUUCAGAAAUAGGUGACCUAAAAAAUCUGGUUGAGUUAGACCUUAGUGUUAAUGAACUCACUCAUUCAAUCCCUCCCACUUUAGGUAAUUUAAGCAAUCUAAACCUUCUGUACCUGUACAAGAAUCAAUUAACUGGACCGAUACCUUCAGAAUUAGGGCAAAGAAAAAAUCUGGUUCUGCUGGAAAUGGGAGAAAACACUCUCUCUGGUUCAAUCCCUCAAGCUCUAUGUAAUUUAAGCAAUGUGGAAAUUCUGUUUCUUUUUCAGAAUCAACUAAGUGGUCCAAUCCCUUCAGAAAUAGGGGAUAUGGAGAAUCUGGUUUAUCUGGGGCUAAAUCAGAACAAUCUUACCGGUUCAAUUCCUCCUACCCUAGCUAAUUUAAGCAGCUUAAACACCCUACAGCUCUACCAGAAUCAACUUAGUGGUCCAAUACCUUCAGGAAUAGGGCUUCUAAAAAAUCUGGUUGAUGUGGAAUUAGGUGGGAACAAUCUCAUUGGCUCCAUUCCUCGUACUCUUGCUAAUCUGAGCCAUAUGACUUGGCUACAAUUCUAUAAUAAUCUUCUCAGUGGUCCUGUUCCAAACUUCAAAAAUUGCUCAAAUUUACUGUGGGUUGGACUUCAAAGCAACCAACUUGUAGGAAAUAUAGGUGAUAGCUUUGGAGUACAUCCUGAUCUUUAUUAUAUCAACUUGAGUGACAAUAGAUUUCAUGGGAAUUUGUCGUCGAAUUGGGGAAACUGCUCACACUUGACAGUGAUAAGAUUUUAUGGCAAUAUGAUAAGUGGAAAUAUCCCACCUGAGUUUGGCAACUUACCUCGACUAGGAGUGCUUGACCUUUCUUCAAAUCAGCUAGUUGGAGAGAUACCAAAGGAAUUGAGAAACUUGUCUGCUCUGUUCACCUUGAAUUUGAAUGAAAACCAAAUUUCAGGGCAGAUACCCGUUGAAAUUGGUCAAUUAGUCAACUUGGAGCUCCUCGACCUCUCGUCAAAUGCUCUAAUUGGAUCCAUCCCUGAACAACUUGUUUCUUGCUCCAAACUGAAUUCAUUGAGUUUGAGUAAGAAUUCAUUGACUGGAAGCAUUCCGUAUCAGAUUGGUGGUCUUAUAGCUCUACAAGAUCAUCUAGAUCUCAGUUAUAACUCAAUUGAUGGAGAGAUUCCACCACAGCUUGGAAACUUGAUUAUGUUGGAAAUUUUGAACAUCUCCCAUAAUAAGAUUACAGGGUCAAUACCUUCUUCUCUUAGUGGGAUGGUUAGCUUGUCAACCAUUGAUUUUUCUUACAAUGAGUUGGAAGGCAUGGUUCCCAAUAGCAAAGUAUUUCAAAAUGCUUCACCACAAGCUUUUGCACACAACAAAGGGUUGUGUGGCGAAAUCCAAGGCCUCUUACCAUGCAGUUCAUUCCAUGCUAGCAAAGGAUCAAGUAUAAAGGAGCACAAAGUCAUGAUCUCUGUCAUUAUCUCUAUUACGGCAGUGCUAUUUCUUGCAAUUUUAAUUGUUGCCAUUCUUGUCCUUGUUCGAUAUAAAGCAAAAAUUGAGCAUGCAGAAGUAAAAGCAAAAAGCCAUGGGAAUGUAUUUUCAUUGUGGAAUUUCGAUGGGAGAAUAGCAUAUGAAGACAUUAUUGCAGCAACAGAAGACUUCAAUCUAAAAUAUUGCAUUGGAGCUGGAAGUUAUGGGACUGUUUACAAAGCAGUUCUUCCUGAAGGCGAUGUGGUGGCAUUGAAGAAAUUUCAUCCAUUGGAAGGUGAGGCAUUAGCGGAUGAAAAGAGUUUCAAUAAUGAAAUUAGUGUGUUAAUGGAAAUAAAGCAUCGGAACAUUGUGAAACUUUAUGGGUUUUGUUCUCAUCCAAGAUGCAUGUUUCUGGUUUAUGAGUAUGUGGAAGGAGGAAGCCUAUAUAAUAUCUUGAGUAAUGAAGUGGAAGCUAUGGAAUUGAAUUGGGAGAAGAGAAUGAAUGUCAUUAAAGGUGUGGCCAAUGCUUUGUCCUACAUGCAUCAUGAUUGCAUUCCACCGAUAGUUCACCGGGACAUUUCAAGCAGUAAUGUUUUGUUAGACUCAGAAUUUGAGGCUAUUGUGUCUGAUUUUGGAGUUGCUAGACUAUUAAAGCCUGACUCAUCUAAUUGGACAACACUUCAAGGCACAUAUGGAUAUCUUGCUCCAGAGCUUGCAUACACCAUGGCUAUAACAGAAAAAUGUGAUGUUUAUAGCUUUGGAGUAUUGGCAUUAGAAACAAUAAUGGGACGACAUCCAGGGGAAUUCAUCUCUUCUUUAACAUCACCAGUUGGCCAAAUUAUACUAUUGAAGGAUGUGUUAGACUCACGUCUCCCAUUCCCAAGUGAUAGUAAGAUUGCACAGGACAUAGUCACUACCGUGACAGUAGCUCUUGCAUGCUUAAACAUCAACUCGCUAUCCCGGCCAAGCACAAAGGAAGUGUCAAAGGAGCUACAUACUCAUCAGCCACUCUUUAAUGAGUCCUUUUCUGCACUUACACUAGGUCAGCUGAAGAAUCUCAAAAAUGGUUAAGUG
Telopea speciosissima is the source of this 2827-nucleotide messenger RNA. RefSeq names its product MDIS1-interacting receptor like kinase 2-like. Gene Ontology annotation, molecular function: ATP binding; protein binding; protein kinase activity. Lineage: Eukaryota; Viridiplantae; Streptophyta; Magnoliopsida; Proteales; Proteaceae. The coding region runs from base 56 to 2824 and encodes 922 amino acids. The record is from RefSeq and is a predicted model, not a curated record. The transcript has 2 exons. Gene Ontology annotation, biological process: protein phosphorylation.